Molecule: messenger RNA, 2439 nt
Organism: Marasmius oreades (fairy-ring Marasmius)
Lineage: Eukaryota; Fungi; Basidiomycota; Agaricomycetes; Agaricales; Marasmiaceae
Exons: 9
Coding region: 1-2439 (812 amino acids)
Molecular function (GO): protein binding
Source: RefSeq, a predicted model, not a curated record
AUGAUGCUCAACUUGGGAAGCAAACGAGACGUCCCACAACCAGCCACCAUUUCUCUUCCUCCGACCAUUCAGCUCCCAAUGUUGGGCCACCUUCAAGGCCUCCAGCAAAAUAUUCCCCAGCAACAAAAUCAGCAACCACAGCAGAACCCCCAAAAUCCCCAGCAAGUUCAGAAUAUUCCUCCACCGCCUCCCCAAAAUGGGCAAGAUUAUACCCUCUCCAGCGUACUUCACUUUCUCCAGACGGAAUGGAGGAGGUAUGAGCGCGACCGUAAUGAAUGGGAGAUCGAACGGGCGGAGAUGAGGGCUCGUAUAGCUCUUCUCGAAGGUGAAAGACGUUCCUUUGAGAACGUUAAACUUGAUCUUAUGCGGCGCAUAAAAAUGCUGGAGUACGCGUUGCGUUUGGAACGGUCCAAGCAGCUCAAUCAGCCUCAGCUGCAAAGCGUACCUCCAGCUAAACUCGCCUCUGUUCAAGUCCAGAAUCCGUCAUCAGUUCAGAAAGAUGAAACACAAGGACACAAAGUUGAAAGUGGGGGGAGUUCACCGCGGAGUGAAGAAUCCCCACUCCCUGACCGAUUGCCGAAUGGUGCGCCGUCAACUGGUCAAGCAGGACGCCCAGGCUCGUGGGCAGGGCUCACUUGGGCUAAUGGCCCUGCCGGUAACACCAUGGCAGGGCUGGGAAAGCCUCCUCCAGGCAGAGAUCCCAAGAGUCGGGCACGAAGUCGAGAAUAUCUCAAACAGUGCUUGCAAGAAAUUCAAUAUCUAACUUCUCCUCAAGCCAUGAAUCCUUUACCGAACCGUCCAUUGCUCAACAACUCCUCCAUACCACUAUCUUUACCCAAUGUCCCUCCAUUUGACCCAAUGGCUUACAAUGGUCGUCCCCGAAAAGUUCUUCCGGAGUCGACCUCAUUACUCAAUGGUAUCAAUCUCAUGCCCGGCCCCUCAUCCGCUCCAGCCGCUAGCGGUAAUCAAAUGCAAUCUCUGGAGAGAAGCAAUCCACUGGGUUCUGGCAUGGUUCCCCAACAAAAUCAACCACAACAACCACAACAACAGCCGCCUUUACCUCCGUCCUCCUCCUCCCAACCAUCGCCACAAAACGUCCCGUCUCAGAACAAUCAAACCUUUGGAUCUUUGCCAGCAGACAAGGAAAAAGAAGAUUCGGAGUCGCGGCAACUGACAGCCAUAUUCCGCCCGGAUGAUGCCGGUGAAUGGAAGGAAAAACUUAGGCUUUCACAUGAGGCGUCAGAACAAGCUAGGCUUGCCCGCGAAAGCCAUGGUGUUAAUGGUGGUUGGGACCGGCGUAGAGAGUAUGACGACGAUGUUAAAGAUGAAGAUCCCGAAGUCGACGACGAAGAUUCCUCUGUUGUCAGCGAAGGUGAAGACAGCAAGGUAUGGAAACCGAAGCGGACGCUCCGAAAUCAUCUGGAUGCGGUCCGAGCGCUUGCUUUCCAUCCAAACGAACUCUGCCUCGCCACUGGUGGAGACGACUGUACCGUGAAGAUAUGGAGAAUGGACGUUGCCGGCCUGGCCUCAGCUACAUCCAGAGUCACCACGGAAAUAGAGCCACAAUUAACUCUUCGAGGCCAUUCUGCAGCUAUAACUCGAUUAGUGCAUUCACCCUCAAGGCGACUAAUCUACUCCGCCUCCUUAGAUUCUUCGAUACGAGUAUGGGCAUUACCCGCGCCGUCUCAUACAACUUAUGCGCCGUACGACGAAACUCGGUCCCGAGGAGAACUCAUCGGACAUACGGAUGCAGUCUGGGAUCUGGCACUUUCCCGAGACGAGAGUACCCUAAUAAGUUGCGGUGCCGAGGGAGCAGUGAAGGUAUGGGAUGUUGGAGGGCCCUCAGGACCCGGUUCGUUACGGUUAACAUGGGGUCGGAACGGGCUAGAGCACACAAGUCAGGAUGAACUCCAUGAAGACAACAAUGCACCCGGAGCCACCGCUGUUGAAGCACUGAAAAGCGACCUAAAGAAAGUCGCUGUGGCAUAUCAAAACGCCGUCGUGAAAGUUUUUGACAUCCAAACUGGCAAGGAAGUUUCACGGCUAGCGAGUGAUAUCAGUUAUGAUGGCACGCCUGCGACACAGAUAAACAGGAUAACUUCACAUCCGACCAUGUCCCUGUUGGUGGCCGCACACGAAGACAAAUUUAUAAGAAUAUUCGAUACCACGACUGGACAAUGCACUCACUCUAUGCAAGCCCACUUGGAUGGUGUAACAUCUCUUUCGAUUGACGCGUCCGGAUUCUCCCUUGUUUCUGGGAGCCAUGAUUGUUCAGUUCGAUUCUGGGACCUACUAGGCUCCCGUGUAUGCGUCCAAGAAAUUACAACACAUCGAGAAAAGGCACGAGAAGGUGUUUUGGACGCGGAAUUCCAUCCUUCACUACCUUUCAUGGCAAGCGCGGGUGCCGAUGGUGUUGUAAAAUUAUAUGCUUCCUCGUGA